Molecule: messenger RNA, 642 nt
Organism: Acipenser ruthenus (sterlet)
Lineage: Eukaryota; Metazoa; Chordata; Actinopteri; Acipenseriformes; Acipenseridae
Gene: hp
Product: haptoglobin
Exons: 3
Coding region: 1-642 (213 amino acids)
Biological process (GO): proteolysis
Molecular function (GO): serine-type endopeptidase activity
Source: RefSeq, a predicted model, not a curated record
AUGGAUGCGCCACAUGGAUGUCCUUGUAUUGUACUGCCGUGUGUGGGAGGACGGCUGGACCGAUCCGGCGUGACCGGCGCAUGGUGGGGGGGGGGGGGGGGGGGAGGGCUGCUUGCUCCCAAUGUCCCCUGGCAUGCCCUCGUGUCUCUGAAGGAGGAUCUAGUGAGGGGAGGGGGGGAUCUGAUCUCUGAGCGCUGGGUGCUGACCACCAGAAGGAACCUAAUGGACAGCUUCAGUAACGCCACCAAGAAGGAGCUCCCUCGGGUGUACGUGGGCAUCACAGAACUGCAUCAUGCCAACCACAGUGCCGAGGUGCCAGUUGAGCAGGUGAUUAUGCAUCCCCGUUUCCAGAACAGCUCAGAGUGGGAAAACAAUCUGGCACUAAUUAAGCAUGGGGAGAAGUGUCCUUGGGACGAAAUAAAUGUGCCCCUCAUGAAUGAGAAUGUGGGCACCAAAUACAGUGAGAACACAUGCUGGGGAGAUGCAGGGGCAGCCUUUGCAGUGCAGGACCUCCAGGAUGGUGCAUGGUACCUGGCCGGAAUCCUCUCCUUCGACAAGAGCUGCUCUGUGGAGACCUACAGCGUCUCCAUGAAGCUGUCCAGCUACCUGCCCUGGAUAUACCCUGUCCUUGGGAAUUACUGA